AUGAAUGCGAUCGAGCAGUCCCCCGAGCAGUCUCCCGCGCCGAAUGCGCUGGCGCAUUUGACCAAGGUUCCGAUAGCUCAGCUGUCACCCGACCUUGAACAAUUGGCUGCAAAGUCUUUUCUUGCAGCUAUAGCACUUGUGUGGCCAUACUCCUCUUCGACCAAGUCUGUGAGCCUUCUGUUAGUGGAGCCGGAUUUCCGCCUGAGGGGUGCCAAAGGACAAAUCAAGGUCACCUUCCAUGGACACGUCGCAGAAAAGGUCGCAGAAUCGCAUGUGGGAAUCGGGGAUACGGUUUGCCUGGCCUUGAAGCACACCAAGUUUGUCAGCAACGAGGGCGCCCAGCAAACCCCGGGAAGGUCUGUCGCGUGGGAUGCGCACUUUGAGAAUAGCGCGUCUCUCGAGAUCUACCGAUCUGCCCCACCCCCGUUGAUCAUAUCGGUUGAGCCGCAGGCGACAGCACCGCAUGAAAACGAACCCGCACUGCCUACAACUCCUAUUGGGAAAUCAAUCAAUUCCGACCUCGACCUGCCUUAUAGUGCACGCGCCUGGGGAUCACCGGCAUUCCUCAAGAGUACUCGAGUCUCGUCCGGAGGAACAAUCCGUUCCGCUUUUGAUCCUUUUGCGGAAGAAGAUGGUUUUGUGCCAGGGAAAGGAAGGAAAAAGCCGAGGUACAGCUUCCACAGGGAAGAUUGGCGUGUUAUCAACGAACCAGAAAGCCCCCAUGACCAAGAAGCCCCUGUGGAUUGGGAACAGGCUUUGGAUCAAUCUAUUGACCAAGAGCUCGACGAGGCAGAUUCGGCGAGUGGGCCUUCAGACGAACCAAUGACAGAUGCUGCCCAAGCUCCAAAACACACAGAGGAUGCACCACAAGAGCCACUUGCGGUGUUUGCGAAGCCUUCCCUUGAAUUGACUGGGAGUAUCCUUGAAAGAAAUGCCGGCGAGGCAAAUGUCGUGUCUAAACAAGGUGAUACAUAUGGAACACCUUCUCAUCUGCCAACGGACACACCGCAGAUUCGACCCAUCCCUUCCCCGGGGCUCCCGAUCCCUUCGCCCAUUGUCUCUAAUCCCCCUGGCUCGGCUGGCUAUUUCCUGCCAUCAACCGCGCCUCCGCAGCCCCAAGAGGUUCGAUCUCUUGCAGAAAAGGACACCAUAGCGACGCCCGCAGCAUCUUCCAUGGAGACACAUGAUAUAGAAGCCGUCGAUUCCAUUCACACAGAGACAGUGGAACUAGUCAAUCCGGAUGUUGAGGCCUUCCAGCAGGAACAUGUCUUGGAUGCCGGUUUUGUCUUCCGGGAUGAUUUGGCAUCAGAUCCAGGCUCAGGCGGCUUGUCAGAAGAACAGGAAGUGGAGACGAUCGACUCCUCCAAAGUUAUCGAGGAAUCAGAUGUCGCUGAAGUUGACGUAGUCAUGAAUACUGCCGGUGACGAAGCUCGAAUGUCAAAUGAAGCAGAGCAAAAGCAUGCUUUGGAUGAUAUUAACCAGCCCCACGGUCAUCCAGCAUCACUUACGGGCUCGGAGGGUGAAUCGGACCUUGAAUCGGCUGCCGCCCAAGCUGCUACUGGUACCGAAAAUGCCGUCGUCGACGAUCAAACAUCAACUAAAACAGAUGACGAACGUCUCAUUGAUGUCAGUUACCUAUGGCGCGAUGAGUCAGCAUCAUCUUCGCGCUCGAGGGAGGGCUUGGAAGAUGGAUCGCUCGAAUCCUCCGAAGGGAUUGAUGGAUCAGAUAUUGUUCAAACUGAGCUCGGCAUCGAAACUGCCAGUGAUAAUGUGGAAUCUUCUCAAUAUCCGACUGGGUCUCAUGGCGAGGAACAUGCUGGGCCAGAGACUCAGUCAGUCAACUAUCCACAACCUGCCUCCACAUUUGAUCAGGAUGCGAUCGAUGUACUCGAAAAAAUGAUAGCCGCUCGAGAGGAGGAAAACGAAAGGAAGGAAGACAUGGAAGAGGAAAAGGAAAUCGAAGAUGAUAUCGAGCGUUCACCCAGUCAUGAAUACAGUGAAGGAAAGGAUGAAGAAGUGUACUAUGAGGAGUCAGUGGAAAACUACGAUUCCCAAUGUGAAUAUGAAGAGGACGAGGAGGAUUUCCAUUCUGAUCCUCGUUUGGAAUCACGGUCACGGUCGGACCAAGAUGACUUCAGUGUCAUUGAAUCCAGUGAUGAAAAGUUUGAGCAGGAACAGAACCUCCCUUCGCAGCCGGGAAGUCACGACGUAAUCGUGCUGGACAGUGACAGUGAUGAUGAGGCUGCCUCCAACGGUCCGGUAGCCUCAGUUUCUCGGUCAGCAGAACGAGAUGAUCACUCAGACCGCUUUGAAUCUGGACAUCCAGCUGUCCCUCCAGCUACAGCCGAUUUUGCAACUGGUGUACAAGAAUAUCCAGAACCGUGGUCAGUCGAUCCAGAGGAUGGCCAUCACGAAGAUGUGGAAAAAGAUUCCGAUAUCGAUGAGCGCCAGGAGAGCGAAGCGAGCGAAGAGAGCGAAGAGAGCGAAGAGAGCGAAGAGAGCGAAGAGAGCGAAGAGAGCGAAGAUGGCGAUGAGUGCGAAGACGAUCAACAGGACGAUCGAGUUCACGACAGUGACAUGGAUGACGACCAGUCGUCCCGAGACUACGAUGAAACGGACCAUCCAUCUGUAGUGGCAUCACCAAGUCCUGAGGAGGACGAAGAUGAAGAUGUGGAAGAUGUGGAGCUCAUAGAAGAAGCUGACAAUGACGAAUAUCAUGCUGCGGCCGAACUCGACACACAGAUUGAAGUGUCAAUUGGUCGGGGCUCUGACGAAGAGCAAUCAGCCAAUGCUGAUCCAAACCUGCUUGAUAUGCCUGGAUCUCAUCAUCAAGGCCCAUCCUCGGAAGUCGAAAGUCAUGCUAAGCAGUAUCUCACUGGAGACGGACAAUCUGAUCUGCAUAUUCCUUCAUCUACUGGAAAUAUUAUGGCCUAUUUUCCGUUGAGCCAUGAGCCGGCUGUCGAAGGACCCGAGCCCGUUGGCGGUCGAGUCUCGCCCUCCAUUAGGCCUCCAUUGGAGCAACAACUCUUAACCCCCGACCCCGCCCAAGAAAAUGCAUCCGCGCGUGAACUAGUAACUUCAUUCACGGUCGAUGAAAAUGAAGCUCCUACUGGUCUGGAUAAAACUGUGCAUCCUGUUGGCUCCCCGGGGUCAGACCAAGACGAAGGUAUCGGGGCAGAACCCAUAAAAAGUAUCCAACAAGAGACACACGUUGACGGAACUGAUGAUGCCAUGGCUCCUUCGGAACUCGCUGAAGCCGUGGAACGCCCAACAACGCCUGAACAGGGCCGCUCUGUGGAGGUUGUGAUCAACACUGAAUCUCCAAAAGCACCAGCAGCUCCCGUUUCACAGCCCCCAGUCCCCGACCGUAAUGCAUCCGGCCUACGGAGCAAGCUUUCUUACUUCGCCCCGCUUGCUACACUCAUCGAUCAUUACAAUGCGUUAGUCGAUACCAUCUCAAUCGUGCAGGAGGCUUCGCCGAUAACCCGAGCCAAAUCCGGUUCGAAAGACUGGUUCAUGACUAUUCAACUUACCGAUCCCUCCAUGGCUGGCACGACUCUGCGUGCUCAGAUUUUCCGGCGCUACAAGGCCUCGAUGCCGUCAUUGGUGGAAGGUAACGCCAUUCUCUUACGCGACUUUAAAGUCCGGAGCCUCGAUCACACCGUUAUGCUUGUCAGUGUCGAUUCCAGCGCGUGGGCAGUAUUCGACGGUUCGGGUCCCGAUGCCGAGACGACCGGACCCCCCGUCGAAUAUGACUCGCAGGAACGUGCCUACGCGUCUGGCUUACGUCGAUGGUACGAUGAAGUUGGCUCGGAUAGUGUCGCAGACCAUAUGCUCCAGGCCGCUAUCGAGAGAGACAGCCAGGAGCGCGAUAUGACACCAAGCAGCCAAGUGGCAAGCGAGUCAGGCAGCCCGGAUUCCAGGCGUGGCUCUCAGCGCAAGCGCAAAAGCAACCAAAGAGUCACUAUCCAUGAGCUGCGGGAUGGCACUCGUUACACCGAGGUCGGUUCCCCGAACAGUCGAAGCAGCAGUGUUCACGAGUUACGUGAUGGCACUUUGUAUGCCAAUAUUUGA
Messenger RNA from Penicillium mononematosum, 4074 nucleotides. RefSeq lists its product as uncharacterized. The record is from RefSeq and is a predicted model, not a curated record. Gene Ontology annotation, molecular function: DNA binding. NCBI's taxonomy places the organism in Eukaryota, Fungi, Ascomycota, Eurotiomycetes, Eurotiales, Aspergillaceae. The transcript has 2 exons. Gene Ontology annotation, cellular component: chromosome, telomeric region. The coding region runs from base 1 to 4074 and encodes 1357 amino acids. Gene Ontology annotation, biological process: telomere maintenance.